Molecule: messenger RNA, 6375 nt
Organism: Anopheles bellator
Lineage: Eukaryota; Metazoa; Arthropoda; Insecta; Diptera; Culicidae
Gene: shtd
Product: anaphase-promoting complex subunit 1
Exons: 5
Coding region: 37-6351 (2104 amino acids)
Biological process (GO): protein K11-linked ubiquitination; anaphase-promoting complex-dependent catabolic process; metaphase/anaphase transition of mitotic cell cycle
Cellular component (GO): anaphase-promoting complex
Molecular function (GO): molecular adaptor activity
Source: RefSeq, a predicted model, not a curated record
UCGAAUAUUGCAAAUCUGGAUGAAAAAAGCGAAGUAAUGAUAACCGCCUCAGAGCCACUGGAAUUCAUUCCACGAGGCCGUCAGGCGGUGGAGCAACACACUGGACCCAUCACCGCCAGGCAGGUCCCGCCGGCUGAAUUCUUGCUGUUGCAGCGUAUGCAAGAUGUUAACCUUUCACUUGACGAGGAAAAAUCGGUGGACGAGUUCUACACGCUGCGUGCCGUACCGAUUGGGUCGUCGCCACAGCGAAAAGAGACCGCGAGCGGGAAACGUUAUGAAUUGCAAGCCAUUGCGCCGUUCCAUUGCACCGAAGAGGAGUUGUACGUACGUGGUAGUACGGCCGUCUGGACGCGUAACGCUGGCGGUAGUUGUAUCGCUUCAACCGGUCUUCUUCAGACUGCUCUAACUUGUGACAAUGCCAUCAAAUUUGCAUUUUUUGCUCCGGCGCGCUUUCUCGUUCCGGAUACGGAGCCUGCUGAAAAAGGGGAUACCGGCACACCUAGGACCGGAAUCUGUCUCGUGGAUCGUGAUGUGUUGCAGGUGUACUGUGACACCGGUGAAACCUAUGCUGCCAAGGUGGAAUGCCCAAUUGCAGCCAUUUGGCUUAUACCCUGCGGCAUUCUCUUGGAGAAGGACCCUUCCCGGUCGGUGCUGGAGACGGAAGCAAUCCCAAUGCCGCGCCUCUUUACUCUUACCUAUCCGACCGACGACAUGCGACCGGUUCUGCUACAACAUGCUUCCAGCACUUCGGUAGCCACGUACCUUACUGAACCGCAGUACCGUGUUGUGUUCACGUGCGAACAAUUGGAGUUGGUUCUGUUAUACGACAAGCAACGGGACACGCACUUUGUAUGUCGCUUGCGGCCAGCGUCAGAGUGUCCACCACCUUCGGAAUGCCCUCUCCAAGGAUUUGGUAAUUACAGUGCGGGUCAAAAGUCUAGCGUCGGGGGUCGAACUUCCACUGGCGGUCAGUACAUCACACCGUCUACAAGCAUGUACAAAAGUUCACUACUCGCACGCCAUCAUAACGCAUCGACCACUCAGCGAAGCUUGGCUUCCAGCCGUGUGCAGGGAACGGAUUUGGGUGGCAGUGGUGGAAUUGCACGAGACAGCAACGCUAGUCUGGAUGCCACGACAAGUAGCAUGGUUGGCGGUGGUCGCGCCUCAUCCAGUCUCGCCAUGUCGCAGCUCUCUUUUCUCCAGUCGAUGCUGUGCGAAGAAGUGAACGAUUCGCACGAUCAUCGGCGUUUCGGUGUGGCCGAACCUUCGAAGCCAAUCACCGCCGAGUACGCACUAAAGCACAUCUGGACUGAAGAGCACACCACCUCCAAGGGCUCACCUUAUGGCUGUGUCGGAGAGGCGGCGACGUUAGGUUUUCUACACACUGAUCUUGUUGAUAAUCGAUAUUUAUGCUACUUGCGGCCUAAAAAAAUGUGCUUGACGCUACUCCAGUACGAGCCAGCCACUAACGUGAUCUGCAAGAGCCACAAGAUAUCCGCCCGAGCGGCAGUUUCUAUUGAGCGCCUCAACAUGAUCGUCGUAAUCGCACCGUCCGGCAAGCUGAUGCUAUACAGCGGACCAAGCAGUGUUGGCAAGAUUCACAUGACCGGUCCACUUACUGGGUGUUUUCUCACGUCUACGACAACAGGAAUAGUAACAACCACCACUACAGCGUCAGCAACUAACGCUCCAUUCUUACACCCACCUCUAGCGCCGGGUGCUCAACCAACAGUAUCCUCCUUCGGCGCGCUACCCCGUCGGAGCAGUUUACUACCGAAUGCAACCGCUCAUGUGGACAGCAAAUUCGAGGAAGAGCUACACCUAUUGUCUCCAGUACGCCCCCUUGGUGCAACAACCAGUUCGACAGUCGCUUCUUCGUUUGGCACCACCUUUCCGCAGUGCACGACGCUGCGGGAUGCCAUCGAUGAUCGGUUUACGCUGGUGUUUGAUAACGAGCGUUUGUAUCGGGUGACAUUACCACCGGUUACCGAGUCGCAGCUCAUACGUCGCGCCCUCGUCGUUCUGCGGCAUGUACUUCCCGAUAAUAUUGCCCUCGAGUUUUUCAUACGUUGGUACGGGGCACGUAACGCACCUGGAUCGCAGGAAUUUAGUACGCACCAGGAGUGGGAACAGUUCCGGGGGUUACUCUUCAUAAUGCUAGGCCGGCCACCUUCGCCUGGUUCUCUGUGUCCUUCUUCACCUGGCGAAGAACCGAAGAAGCGCCGUAAAGAUGAAAGCCAUCAUGGCACUGGCAGUGAUUGGGAGUUUCUAUUGCAUCACGCUACUUACCAAAAGAUUACGAAGCCAAUUAAAGCCUAUGAAGGAACAUCUCCGAGACCUUAUCAGCAGCACGACCAGCGUCCACUAUAUCCACAUUUGGCAGAGCUAUGGCAGGCGCUGCACUUACUUUACGAAGACUUUCGGCUCGAUAAAGGAUUCCGCGACGAGCAGCACCUACUCGGCGAGUUUCUGUACAGUUUGGCAUCUGAUGCUCAGAACAGUGCCUUUCAGGAACACUACAUCAAUGACAUUCCUAAUCUCGCCGUUUGCCAGCUGCAUAGUCGAUACCGCAUCACGGAUCCCGCGGUUCUUGCUCGGCUGGCCACUUCCCAACGCGGUGAGUUCGAGGGUGAAGUGAUUCCACACGUGCUCCGCUACAUGGAGGAUCUCGUGUAUCGUGGCACCAAUCCAGGCGAACAACUCGACAUCUUCCCCUGUCUACCUGGGAUCAAUGAUCUUACUCGGGACAUGCUGCUGCUGAUAGCUCUGAUUUAUCGGGUUCGCAGUCUCACUCCGUGGAUCAAACAGCAGCUCGAAUCCCUCGCUAUUCCCAUCGGCGAUUGGACCGCCACUGACCAUCCGCCGAAAGGCGAAAAGACAGUUAGUGAAGAUGACAGUUCUUCGGCGGGAAGAUCGCUUGGCGGUCUGACGAUUGUGCGUAUAAUGAUCGAACGGGGAUAUACGCGCGAUCGUAUCGAUCACCUACCUCCCGCAAUCCGUUACGUGCUGCUCCAGUGUCUUGAAUCUUACCGCCGUCAGCCCCAGCAUGGCCUUACCGGUAGUGUCUACGAACUGUUGAUGCGUCCAGAGCUGAAUGCCCAUGGUGUGCAUGAAUCGGCAAAUUCUUUAUCGUCGAAAACGGCCGCGACAAUCGAUGAUGCACUCAUUCAAUGGCUAACGGAUGCCAGCGAACCAGACGGUGGUGGAACUGGAGGAACGGGUGCCAGCAUCGGAGUUCUCGGUGGUAGCUCGUCCUCGGCGAGCGGCAGGGAUGAUGGUGGCGGUGGCGGUAGCUGUAACGGUGGUGGUUGUAAGCUAGAACCGGACGAUGGUAUGGAUGGAUUGGACGGGCAGUUACUGGCAUUACGUUUUCCAGACGACAAGCGCAUCGAAGACGUGCGCUCUUUCCUCGACAGUUCGCAGCGCGUCCUCAUCGAUAUUCCACAGGCCCCCAGUGUUUCUGAUCAUGACUUCCUUGAGGACCAAGAGAAGCGCCUGUACGCAAUUUCCUUGCGCACGAUGGCCCUUCCCGUAGGACGGGGCAUGUUUACGUUGGCCACUUACCGACCACAAGAAACACAAACAAUGCCCAUACCGAAACUGUGUCUGUCGGGAAAAGAAGCGUUACGAGGGGCAACCAUUGAGAUCCACCAGAUCGAAGUGCCGACCAACAUGGGUCUGUGGCCCUCCUUCCACAAUGGUGUGGCCGCCGGUCUACGUAUCACCCCCAGCGCACCGAACCUCACUUCGACGUGGAUAAAGCACAACGCUCCGGGAGCAACAGGAAAGUCAACGGGGACUGCCGCAGCUAUCCAUCCCGAAGCGGUUACUGAACACGGAGGGUUUUUGCUAGCCCUCGGGUUGAGUGGUCAUCUGCGCCACUUAUCGCCGAACAGCAUAUUCGAUUAUAUGGUGAAUGGGGAUGAGAUGGUGCGGUUGGGUUUGCUGCUUGGCCUUUCGGCAACUCAUCGCGGUACGAUGGAUCUCGUCACGACCAAGCUGUUGUCGGUGCACAUGGAAGCGUUACUUCCACCAACGGCCGUCGAACUGGACAUUUCACAGAAUUUGCAGAUUGCAACACUCAUGGGAGUUGGUUUACUGUACCAGGGUUCUGCACGGAGCCACAUCGCUGAGGUGUUGCUGCAGGAAAUCGGUCGUCCACCAGGCCCGGAGAUGGAGAAUUGUGUGGAGCGUGAAUCGUACUCGUUGACUGCGGGCUUAGCACUCGGACUGGUGACGCUCGGUGAAGGUGAUCGUUCCACGGUGUUGCGUGACCUGGAGUUGCCUGACACGCUGCACUAUUAUAUGCACGGUGGUGCCCGAAGACAAGUAGAAGGUGCCCAAAAGGAAAAAUACAAACUCCCCUCGUUCCAGAUACGCGAAGGUGGAACGGUAAACAUUGACGUAACGGCACCCGGCGCUACGCUUGCCCUAGGCCUAAUGUAUCAUCGAACAGGCAACGAAGCAAUCGCUGGGUGGUUACAGCCUCCUGCUACCAACUACGAGCUAAGCUACGUACGGCCGGAUUUGCUACUGCUGCGAGGCAUCGCUCGUCAUCUAAUCCUCUGGGAUGCCAUCGAACCAACGCCCGCCUGGGUCCAGCAACAUGUCCCACCGGUUCUCGAUCAAACCGUUGCCAACGUGGAGCGUUAUCACGAAGCCUAUCGAGCCGGGGAAGGCAGUGCACCACCCGACCUAGGGCCCGGUGUAACUGGGCACCCGGACUGGCUGAACCUGCCGCUGUCGAAAAGUGAAGGCGAAAUUUAUUGUCAAGCAUACUGCAACAUACUCAGCUCGGGAGCGAUAGCAAUCGGACUUCGGUACGCAGGAACUGCGGAUCCGACGGCAGCCGACACGCUUUAUGACUACCUCAGCUACUUCAUAACGGUGCGCCAACAGGCCCCGGUUGGUAAACUAGCCGGCAGCCAGGCGGUCGAGAACUGCACGAUGAUGGUGCUCCUGGCGUUAUCGCUCGUGCUCGCCGGCACAGGAAACUUGCGUGUCCUACGUGUCAUUCGUAUGCUGCGGGCGCGAGUUGGCCGUUGCUACGUCACGUACGGUUCCUUCAUGGCGGUUCACAUGGCACUCGGGUUUCUCUUUCUUGGUGGCGGCCGGUACACUCUCUCACGAUCUCCCGCGGCCAUUGCUGCUUUAGUAUGUGCCCUCUUUCCCAAGUUUCCCACCUACAGCAACGAUAACCGCUAUCAUUUGCAAGCAUUUCGUCACCUUUACGUGCUGGCGCUAGAGCCGCGCCUCCUAGUGCCACGCAGCAUCAGCGACGCAGGGCUCUGUCUAUGUCGUAUCGAGUAUGUUACUCGUGAUCAACCGAAUGAGUCUAUUCGGCUGAUGGCACCGUGCAUGCUACCAGAGCUUGCCACCCUUAUUAAGGUGUGCAUCAUCGACGAUAGCUAUUGGCACAUCUGCUUUCACAAACCCAAUUGGCAUCUAUUGGAGAAAAUACUGCGCUCGUGCGGUUAUGUGGAGGUACAGCAGCGCGUUGGCCGGCUAUCGCGCAUUGAAGAUCCCAGUCGCCAGAGGACACUUCGGUUACAAACACUCACGAGCGGGCGCCGAACACCGUGGAAGUUCGAUCCUCAGCAGCUACUCGAGUUUGAUUCACAACCCAUGGUUCUCAGUUUGGUCCGCAAGCUACUGCUCCUGGAUCACUAUAGUGCACUGAACGAACAAUUGGAACCUGACCGACUAACAGCGGCCACUGUCGAUGGAAGCACCUUACAACUCCUGGUGCCAUUAGUGUCCGAGUGUGUUAUGCAUGAUCGUAUUCACGCACUGUCGAUAUUUAUGGAUCUUAGCAAGAUUUUGAUCGAGUUCAAGCGGAAUGCAAAUACCGCAGACGCCUGGCAAGUGCGACUUUUCAUGGCCAUCAUUCACAAUCAGCUACCGUUGCAGGAUCCAACUGCUGAUAGGUUGCUAAACGAUGAUAUUCUGCGUUCUUUAAUCAAUCGCAUCUGGAUGGAGUGCGAGCGCGACUUGCCACGCUACAGUUACCAAAUGAAACAUUACUUGGGCUUCGGCGUAUCUGGGCAGCAAACUUGGAAAACAAUAGCAGAACAUUUGUGCGAGCUUGUCCCAAUCAGCGAAUCAUGCUCCUCGAAUGUAAUUGCCGCGAACGAACGCCGCGAGGCAGAACUUACCGCUUUAUUACGUCUCAUUGUACUUUAUGAUUUGCCCCAUGAUCUACUUCGGAAUUUCGUCUCCAACGUAUUUCCAGGAAGGUCACCGCUGGCGGAUGAGCUACGAUUUCAGUUGGACAUUCAAACAAAGCUUCCGACUCGCUCAAUUGACCUCAUCGUCUGCUUAUUUGAUACUGGUUUCGAAACAGCUUCUUAGAACCAGACAUUUACGUGAAAACUA